CCGCGGGAAGGGAGCGUGGCAGCCGCCUGCUUCCAAACGCUGGCCUUAGCCCUUGCCUUCCCCCCGCCCGUGGGCUGGCUGCGGGGCGCUGCGGAGAGCCCCCCUCCGCUGGAGCGGGAAGGCUGGGGCGGGCGCGGGAGUUGGCUGCGUGAGUCUCCCAGGACGCAGUUCUUGGAGCAUCUCGGUUCGGCGAGAGAGACACGGACACGCACCCACCCACCCAGAGGCCCCCUCACCCCCGACUGUGCCGGGCGAGGGCAGCGCCGGCUGCUAAGCCCCCGGGGCAGGAAUUGUCCGCUGCGCCUUUAACGGGUGUCGUUACAGCGCAGGGCUUGAGCUGCAAGAAGAAGCCGCCGGCGGCGGCUCCCGGCGCCGCUAGAGGCCGCCGCAGGAAACCAGCGUGGCCGAGACGCCGCGUCUCCCCGGCGCGCGGGGAGCGCUCCAGCCGCGAGGGCGCCCGGGGGCUUGGAGAGCGGCGGCCGCGGGCGGGUGCGGGACUCGCGGCUCGGCGCCGGGCGCCCGGGGAGAUGGCGAAAGCCCCGCGCCCAGCUGAUUCGCGCAGAUUCAGUGGCACUCAGUGGCACAUGCAGAACAUCAUUAAUGACUCUGUGGAGAGCUCAGACGAUGAAUUCUUUGAUGCCCGAGAGGAGGUCGUGGAAGGGAAAAGUGCCAUUCUCAUAGGAAUGAGCCAGUGGAACUCCAAUGACUUGGUAGAGCAGAUCGAAACAAUUGGGAAGCUGGAAGAAAAUCAAGCAGGUGAAGAGUCUGCGGUUUGCUCAUCUGGCUUUCUCCAGGAAAAGCAACGUGAAUUAUAUAGAGCCUCUUUGAGAAAACAAAGAUUCCCUGCACAAGGCAGCAUUGAAAUACAUGAGGACAAUGAGGAAGGAGCUCCGCACAGGAACUGUAAAACUCAUGUCCUUAUUCUUGUCCUACAUGGGGGCAACAUCUUAGAUACAGGAGGAGGGGACCAGAACUGCAAGAUGGCUGACAACACCUUCAGUUCCGUGUUUGAGAAGGUGACCCGAGCCCAUUUCCCUGCUGCACUGGGCCACAUCUUAAUCAGGCUUGUCCACUGCCCAGCCAUCUGUUUGGAGGCUUUCUCUCUUGUUUCCAACCUGAAUCCCUACAGCUAUGAUGAGAACUGCCUCAGCAGUAGUGAAGACCACAUCCCAUUGGCUGCCUUGCCCUUGCUGGCCAUUUCCUCCCCUCAGUACCAAGAUGCAGUUGCCAUGGUGAUUAGCAGAGCCAACCUAGUUUACAAUGAAUUUCUCAAGUCUCCAGAUGGGACUGGUUUUAAUGGACAGGUGUGCCUCAUCGGUGACUGUGUUGGAGGAAUUUUGGGGUUUGAUGCCAUCUGCUACAGUGCUGGCACUGCGGGUGAGAGUCAGAACAGUAGCAGGAGAGGGAGCCUCGGCAGCAUGCAGGAUGAUCCCCUUGUAGCAGAGGAUUCCAGUCUGGGUGGCAACAAACGCCUAAGCAAAAGUAAUAUUGACAUUUCGGGACUCAUGGAGGAUGAGGUGCCCAGGCAACCGUUGCCAAGGAAACAGAGCGACUCGUCCACUUAUGACUGUGAUGCUAUUUCCCAGCACCAUGCUUUUCUGUCGAGUAUCCACGCGAGUGUUAUGAAGAACGAUGCAGACUUUCCUCCUAUGAGCAGAUCCAGUCUCUCGGAAGUAAACCUGGGACGGUUUGAAUUUGAAGUUUCAGAUUUCUUCCUGUUUGGAUCACCGCUUGGUUUAGUACUGGCCAUGAGGAGUACUGUUUUGCCUGGACUGGAUGUUUGCCAGGUCCGUCCAGCUUGCAGCCAAGUGUACAGUUUCUUUCACUCUGCUGAUCCCUCUGCCUCCAGGCUUGAGCCGCUGUUGGAGAAAAAAUUCCAUCGCUUGCCUCCAUUUAAUGUCCCAAGGUACCAGAGAUUUCCACUGGGAGAUGGAAGAUCACACCAGUUAGCUGACACUCUCCACAACCAGAGCGCCCUGCUUCUUGAGAACAUCUCCAGGGUCACACCCUCCUCUCCAGAGACUCCAGAAUCUCCAGACACGCUGAGUCAGUCACAAGGAAGGACAAGGAGGACAAGCUUGGUCAGCAUGAACAGUGAAACCUCCGGGUCGACAGAGAGCUUGCCAUCAACAAACAUCUCCAAUAUUACUGCCAAAUGGUGGGGAACAAAGCGAAUAGAUUAUGCCCUCUACUGCCCAGAUGUUCUAACCGCAUUCCCAACAGUGGCCCUGCCACAUCUCUUCCACGCCAGCUACUGGGAAUCAACUGACGUCGUGGCAUUCAUUUUAAGACAGGUGAUGAGGUAUGAAAAUGUGAAUGUCAAGGAAAAUGACAGCUUGGACCCUGCAACACUAAGUCCCUCCAAUCCACGAGAGAAAUGGCUACGCAAGAGGACACACGUCAAACUCAGAAAUGUAACGGCCAAUCACAGAGCAAACGAUGUCAUUGCAGCCGAAGAUGGUCCUCAGAUACUGGUUGGGCGGUUUAUGUAUGGCCCCCUGGAUAUGGUCGCUUUAACGGGUGAAAAGGUUGAUAUCCUUAUUAUGACUGAACCCUCUUCGGGGAGGUGGGUGUAUUUCGACACAGAGAUCACCAAUAGCAGUGGCAGGAUAUCCUACAACAUACCCAAACAGAAGAGGCUUAGAGUUGGCGUGUAUCCCAUCAAAAUGGUGGUUAGGGGUGACCAGAGCAAUGCAAUGAGUUACCUGACUGUGCUUCCUCCGGGAAUGGAGUGUGUGGUGUUUAGCAUUGAUGGCUCCUUUGCAGCGAGUGUCUCAAUCAUGGGUAGUGACCCCAAAGUUCGAGCUGGGGCAGUCGACGUUGUCCGACACUGGCAGGAUCUGGGAUAUCUGAUCAUCUAUAUCACUGGCCGUCCUGAUAUGCAAAAGCAGAGAGUGGUCUCGUGGUUAUCUCAGCACAACUUUCCUCAAGGGAUGAUUUUCUUCUCAGAUGGGCUUGUUCAUGACCCACUACGACAAAAGACUAUUUUCCUCCGGAAUCUAAUGCAAGAGUGCUACAUCAAAAUUUGUGCUGCGUAUGGCUCAAUGAAGGAUAUUUCUGUGUACAAUGUUUUGGGUCUGUCACCUUCCCAGAUCUACAUAGUUGGACGUCCGACAAAGAAAUACCAGACUCAAUGUCAGUUCCUCAGUGAAGGUUACGCAGCGCACUUAGCCUUGCUGGAGUUCAGUCUCCAUUCACGGCCCAAGAAAAACAACUCCCGGAUGAUCUUGAGGAAAGGAAGCUUUGGCCUGCACUCCCAGCCCGAGUUUCUACGGAAAAGGACUCACCUUCGCAGGACUAUGUCUGUGCAGCAGCCUGACCCACCUUCGUCAAACCCCAAACCAGAGCGUGCCCAGAGCCAGCCUGAAUCCGACAAAGAUCACGACAGGCACCUGCCCCCCAUAGCCUGGGUUCGAGGUGGGGUCCAUAAAUUUGAGUCUGCACCUUAGGAAGCAUUGAGGUAUAAGUCUUGGGUGCCGGCCAAUCAACCUGUAGACAUGGGGUGGGACACAACCAGAGGCUUCCUUGCUCUGGAAUCUGCCUUCUUAAACCAAGUAGGGAACUUUGUUUGUUCCUCUUAACAUACCUAUUAUAAAACUUUAAAUCCCAGAUCUAAAACUAUGGCAAGUGCUUAACAUCAAAACUGCAAAAAUGUCUUAGAAUUUUUUUUUACAAUACACAUUAUAAAAUGUGCAAUAAGAGAAAAGCAGUAACAGGUUGAUUUUACUCAAUGGAAGAUGCUUAAAGGAGUGACAUCAGUUAAUUAGUAGUACCUUAAAAAAAAGCAUAAGCAGGUAAAAUGAGUGAAAGAGAAGGCUUGCGUUUUAAAACCCUAAUGGCUGUAUCAAUUGCUGCUAUACUCCUGAGAAAGUGUUAUACACAGAAGGGAAGUGCAGGUGGAGUGGAAUGUGGAAGGCAAACUCUUUGGGUGCCUUAAGCCCAAGAAAAUUUCCUUUGGCUUAUGGUGUUGAUGAAUGUGCAUCAGCUCAAGUUCUGAUGUAUACAUCUUAUAAGUGAGGUAGCUAGACUUAAUACCCACUGGAGAAAUCUACUUAAAAUUUCAUAAACACUUGAUGUUUAAAAAAAAAAGUCUCUUUACUGAAGUCUGAAGCACUGAUAGUUUUGCUAUAUACAAAGAUUGGUGACUGUACAAAUAUUUGAAUUGCUACAAGCAACAAGAUGGGUUUGACCCUUUCGAUAUAAGACAUGGAUCCUUCUUAGGUAAGCUAAAGAAACCCCUCCUCUGUAGUGUCUCCAGAAUUUUACAAUGGAUGAAAAUGAGUGAUAAAAUCAUCACCUAUUUUAUAUUGGUAAUUUUUCCCUUGCCCCUGCUGUUUAAAGAAACUAUAUGCUAUGAAAUUGUAGAUGCAGUUUCUGGUAACAAAAUCUUACUGCAUUUAAAAUACCCACAUUUAAGCUUCAUAGAAACUAGAUGCUAUGAAAUUGCAGGUGCCAGUUAAAAGUACUCAUUUUCUAAUUAUCGAAAAAUUCCGUUUAGAUGUUCUCAGCUUAGUUAGAAGGAUCUACUAGAGGCAACUGUGUGGGGAAUCACCCUAAAUGUUCACAUUUCAGAGGUAAAUACUGUAGUCAUUUUAGGAUAGAAGCAAAGAGCCAGAUUCUGCAAAUUCUUACUCAGUGAUAACUCCUAUUGAGCUGAAUUCAGUAGAACUACUAAAACUUUUCAGGAUUAGGCCCUAACAUAAGCAUGUUUUCUAAUCUGCAUCAGUGUUGUAAAUGCUCAGGAAAACCACCUCUUUAAGGAUUAAAAACUGGUUUAUGAGCCUGGGAGAGUUUAGAUAAAGUUACCCAUUUUUCAAGUCAUCUCCAUCUUGAAUGCAGGCCAGAUGCAGGCUCAAAUGAGCCUAUUAGUUAUUGAGAUAUAGUAUGUCAUUUCCCCAUAGCAUUCCUUCUACAAUGAGGCAGUAGAGGGAAAACCUAAACCUGCAUUAUUUGAAGAUCCCAAACUGCCAGAGAGGUUCUGAUGGCGGAUUCCUACCCAAGAAAGCAGCAAAUUAGCUCUACCAAUGGAGCACCUUAGGUACAUUUCUGUAUUUUAUUCUGUGGGAGGAAUGCCAAAGUUACCUGCUCUUUUGUAUUACACUUGUAAUCAGUCCACAUGCAAAAAUUUAGCUUCACAUUUCCUGAAAGAGCUAAUAGCAUUUCACAAUAAAAUUGUUUCUCUUAUCCCUGUUAAAUUAAAUUAAACUGGAGUUUUGAGGUUAAAAUUAAGACAUUAAAUGUUUUGCAAGCUCACACUAGUUAGGAUCGGGUACUUAAAGGUAAUUGUUUUAUUUAUGUCCUUUGCUCAGUGUUUCCUUGGUGCCAGGUCAUUUGGAUAUAAAAGCUAAAUGUAAGAUCUCCAAGAGCAACACUUAAUAGUUUUUAGGUUUACAAAUGUCUUUUUAUGAGUAAUAUCACAAGUCCUCUAACACACAGCACUUUAAAUGGUUAAGUGUUCUGUCUUUGCCCUCUGCGUCCCUCUUUUCCACCCUCUGCAACCAGACUGAAAUCACACCGGCUGCAAAGCAGGGCAGGGCAGAAACUAGCUCCCUGCCCUAAACUGACUACUAGUAUCUGCAUGCAUAGCUCCACAGACUUUAGUGGAGUCAUGGCUGCUUAUUCUCAGUGAUGAAUUUGGCUCCCUGUUGCUGCUCUAGGGGAAAGGAAAAGUAAGUAAUGAAGAUGGGUGGUUGGUGCUCAAUCCCCUAUCUGAUGCAUCUCUUCUGACUAACAGGUACCAACAAAAUAAUGCCCUCAGAACAUACAGUAAAAAGCUUGCGCCAGUGCUCUACAUCUGACCACUAAUGGUUUAUAUAUUCACUGCUUUAUUGUCCUUGGAGCAGUUUUAUUUGCUUGAGACUGUGGUGAUUGGCCAAUUGUUUUAGGCUCUCUUCACUGCAAAACUGCGGUGAUGCAGUAUUUUUCAGCUUACCCCAAGUUUAAACGGGUAAGGGAGCAUACGACUUUUCAGAUUUGUCCGUUGAAUUCCUAACUGUCAUCCAAUGGGCAGAGCUAAAGAUGACACGGAUUGUUUAGCUCGAAAUUCCAUUUCUUAAAGCAGCUAUGUGUUAAAGCAUGUACACUGCUGGCGGUUAUUGUGUCUGCUGAGCAAUUCAGAGCUAUUGUUGCUUUAGCUAACGUCUACCUCUAUCAGCCACGAGGCUCCAAAACCAAUUACCCAUUAUAUUUAUCUAAUUCUCCUAUUAUGUACAUUUCUUUCCAGAAUGAGAUCUAGUUGGAAUUGUGUGUUCAUCAUUAAGGGAAAUGAGCCUGAAAGUUCUUACCAUGGUGUUUUUUUAACUUGAAUUUUUGAUUAAUACCUGGGUCUCUUGACUAGAAGCCAUUGUGCUGGCUUCUCCUAACAGUAUAAUAAUUUAAGCAGUGAAAUAAGUGCUAGUCUGUGUACAUGAUUACAAUGUCAGCAUUUUAAAUAUUAUAACAUACAGUGUUAGAAUUCAGAUGAGAAUAAUUUAACUCCCCUACUUGGUUUCAUGAGAUACUGGAACUCAUGUGGCCUUAGAAUAAUUCCAAUAUUGCUCAGGGAUUGAAUGUUUUACCCUCUGCUCACUGGUCCUCCAACUAAGCACCUUUGCAAACAAUCCCACAACAUAGUCAGGUUAGGGGUUAAUAUUUCAUACCAGCUGGAAACUGGUGUUCCAAAAUUUCAAAUUUAAAGCAAUAGGGUUUUUUUCUGCUCUAGAUUAUUAGUCACUAAAAUGGUGUCAUCAUUUCAGUGGGGCUGAGAGUAUCAGUAUGGUAAGAAGAAUGACAUGACAUCUCUGAACUACCUAGGCCUACAAACAAAUUAUGUAAUUGGAAAUUUGGGAACCCAGCUGUAUAUUAAAACUCACACCUAACUUAUGCUGUGUCCAGGUAGCUCUUUUAUGGAUGCUGACCUAGGCCCAGUUAUGUUAAAUUGUCAAUCCCUAUGAUCUCCUAAAGCAUUUGCUUCUUGCCAAAUUGUUCACAUGCCAUGAUUCAUAGGUGCAGACUUUCCUAAUUCAGAGCCCAUGAGUAAAGUGGAAUUUCAAAAUCAAUUUAAGUCUUCACUCAGUUUUGCUUAAACUUUCACCCAGGGGAUUAGCAGUGCUUUUUAAAAUCUCAUUCAUUAGCAGAUUGGGUGUGGGUAUGUACCAUUUGUCCUUGCACACUCAAAACUAUCUUGGUUGUGAAUUAAGACAUCAGUGGAAGUUUUGGAUGCUCACAGAACACAGCUUGAGCACAUAAAUAAUUUCUGCACCUUAGUGCCUCCUGCCUGCUUGAUAUGGAAAAGCACAGUCUUUGGCCCUGGUAAACUGAGGGAGUAAUUGGAAACGUAUUGUAAUAUUUUAGUGAGGAGUCAUAGUAGUCAAACUUAAAUGCACAAGUAAGGUAGGCUGUGACUAGGAACACUUAUUUCUCUGCCAUGUUUAUGGACCCAGUUUAUUACUGUAAAAAAAAAAUCUGAUUAACUAGCAGUGGUGGACUGUUAUCUGAGCUAUUGUGAAAAGACACUGUCAUAGCUGUGGUGUUUGUUGUGCGUGUGUGUAUAUUUACUGACUUCAUAACAACCCUAUGUGAAGUUUUGGUAAAGCUUUCACAGCAAAUUUGUAACCAAUAUGCAUUUUUUACAAUGGCUGUUUGGUCUAUUUUGUUGUCCUGUUAGGUAAGUUUUGGGGGGGGGAAGUAGCAGUGUAAAGAGUGCAGAAUAUUCCACAGACGUGCAUAGUAAUGGUAAUCCAAAUUUGAGUAUGUCACUAAGAAAUGUUCAAGUACAUGUUUGCCUACACUAGUGCUGUCAGAACAAAAAUCUUCUUGCUUGACCAAAGUAUUCUUGUUUAUUCUGUGGCAUGUUUUAUAUCUAUCCAGCAUACUAUUUUGUUAGGUGUGAGAACUACACAGCAUCCACUGUCCCUCUCUCUCUCACUGAGCUGCCAUUUUGAUAUGGUUAGAUGGGAAGAAAAGCAUUAAUUAUGUUCCAUUCUCCACUAAUUAGUGCACCAAGCAGCCUUUUUUUACACUAGAGAGUUUCGACUUUAGAAGAUGGUAUUAGUGAAAGUACAGGGCCCCCCUCCUCUUAUUUGCUACUGCUUUCAAAGUAGCUAGGGCAUAUUUCAGGAGUUGUGGGGAGACAGAACAAGCCAUACACUAAGAAAGCUUAAUUUGUUUCAUUAAAGCAGUAUUAGCCAAGCUGGUGACACUGCUGUUAAACUCUACAUGCGUUCUGUGCCCCAAGAGCGUGAAACAGCCCUUGUACCUGGUCCUAUUGAACACGAUGCCCUGCUUCCACUUUGCAAAAGUUUUGUGCCUAUGCAUCUCUUUAAACAAAUCCAGUUGUUUGCUUUUAAAACCAGAUUAUAUGCAAUUAGCAAGAGCACUUUUCCUUAUAAAUAGAUUCCCAAGUAGAAAAAAGUUUGAGCACAAGACUAAAUAUAAAACUGGUUAAGAACAAGAUUUCCCUGUAGUACAGCACUAAAAGCAAAACUUUUUCCCCUCUAUCCAAACCAUAAGAAAGUAAGUUGACUGACACCUAUAAAAGCAACUUGCUGCUAUUGUGUUUAGUAAUAGAGGUAAAGAAAAGUGUUUACAUUAUGUAGGAUCAUCUCCUCUGCUGGCUUUUUCCUAUUUAAGGCACGGGAAACUCUGAAUAUGGAGUCACAGAAUUUCCAUUUAGGUAGUGGAGAAAUUAGGCAUGUGGCCUCUUUUCACCCUGCCACCUAAUGUGUCUGAUCUCACUGUCCCUGGAAGUAUAGCUGUUCCAUGGGAGAUUGGAGGGUGGGAGUGAGUUCUAAAUACAGACUAGGAUGAGUAUGGUAACUAACUUACUCAUUUCCCAGGCUACACAGAGCAGCCAGCGAUCCUGCUUGUGGAAGGGAGCUCGGGGGGGGGGGGGGUUAGGUGUGUUGUCAUUUUAACCCUAACACUCCCCUUUUGGCUCAAAUCCAUGGGAAGGGGAUGAUGAUCUGGCCUGUAAUUAUUCCUUUAAAACUGGGGCUGCUUUUGGGAAGGGUGAAAAAAAUUUGAGUUAGCCUCUCCUUACCCAGAAAAGCACUGGGCCAGUAGUCAAGAUCUCAGAGCAUAUUGACUGCUAAGUACAGGCAGGUUUACAUGUAGAAUGGAACACUAAAAAGGAAAAUGGCAAGUUCUAAAUAUUGAAAGAUACUUCUGGGUCUAGAAGGAUCAGGAAUGGCAGUCUCAUAGCAGAACCCUAACCCCAACCCCUACUUAUUUUUCUAUUUAUGUGGGAAAACAAAAUGUCUACUGAUAACAAUCCCUGUAAGGAGACUUGAAAUUGUACAUGGUCUUUGAGUCUACAGUUUUACGAAGUGUAUACUUUUAAAUAGUGUGUCAGUGGGAAGGUUCUAUCUAUGGUGACAAAUGUUUAUAUUUCUUAUGGCUGCCUUGUAAAAAUUUAAAAAAAUGUACAAUAAUGAAUUUCUUAAAAUAUUAUGAACUAAGGAGUAAGAUUUUUACAAUUGGUCUAGAUUUUGAUGUGAGCUGGUUUUUAAAAAUCUUAUAAAAAGCUAGUCACUUAAAUAAAAACCUUCUUUGCCUUUAA
Dermochelys coriacea (leatherback sea turtle) is the source of this 9538-nucleotide messenger RNA. RefSeq names its product PITPNM family member 3 (gene PITPNM3). Gene Ontology annotation, biological process: phospholipid transport. Gene Ontology annotation, cellular component: cytoplasm. Lineage: Eukaryota; Metazoa; Chordata; Testudines; Dermochelyidae. Gene Ontology annotation, molecular function: phosphatidylinositol binding; metal ion binding; phosphatidylcholine intramembrane carrier activity. The record is from RefSeq and is a predicted model, not a curated record.